UUCACUCCACGACUCUUGGUCACGCCUCUUCUCCGCCAGCUCGGGUCUCUCUCAGAAACCUCACCGGGCAGAACGAUUUCCGGCAAGAGACUAACGAUCCGCCCUAACCUUUCCUCAUCAAGGCGCCGCAGUCCGCAGAGGCACGCUUCCCUUAACAAUCCGGGUAGUUCCGUUUCCGGCAGCACCAGAUAAGUCGCGAGAGGAAGCUUAAAUCCUGUCGUUUGCGUAAAGGACCACCUUGGUUAACAAUGGUCCGUAGUGGAAAAAAUGGUGACCUUCAUCUUAAGCAGAUUGCAUAUUAUAAACGAACUGGUGAAUAUCAUCCAACUACACUGCCAAGUGAGAGAAGUGGCAUAAGAAGAGCAGCAAAAAAAUUUGUCUUUAAAGAAAAAAAGCUAUUUUAUGUUGGAAAAGACAGAAAACAAAAUCGUUUGGUAAUUGUUUCAGAAGAGGAAAAAAAGAAAGUCCUGAGAGAAUGCCAUGAAAAUGACACUGGAAGCCAUCAUGGCAUAUCCAGAACUCUCACUCUAGUGGAAUCCAGCUACUAUUGGACUUCUGUGACCAAUGAUGUCAAACAGUGGGUGUAUGCUUGUCAGCAUUGCCAAGUGGCAAAAAAUACAGUUACUCUAGCACCUAAACAGCACCUUCUCAAGGUGGAAAAUCCAUGGAGUAUAGUUACUGUUGAUCUGAUGGGACCUUUUCACACAAGCAACAGAAGUCAUGUAUAUGCCAUAAUCAUGACAGAUUUGUUCACAAAAUGGGUUGUGAUUUUGCCUCUUUGUGAUGUUUCAGCAUCUGAAAUUUCUAAAGCUAUUAUCAAUAUAUUUUUCUUAUAUGGACCUCCUCAGAAAAUAAUAAUGGACCAAAGAGAUGAGUUCAUUAAUCAGAUCAAUGUAGAACUGUAUGGAUUGUUUGGCACAAAGCAGAUUGUAAUUUCUCAUGCCUCUCAAACUGUUGAUCCUACUGUAAGUACACCUAGCACAAUCAGAACGUUUCUCUCCAAACACUGUGCUGACCACCCGAACAACUGGGAUGAUCAUCUGUCAGCUGUUUCGUUUGCCUUCAAUAUAGUUCACUUGGAGCCUGCUAAAAAUACACCAUAUUUUCAAAUGUUUAAUCGAAAUCCUUACAUGCCUGAGACUUCAGAUAGUCUUCAUGAAGUGGAUGGUGAUAAUACAAGUAUGUUUGCCAAAAUUCUAGAUGCAGUUAAAGAAGCUGAUAAAAUAAUGGCAAAUAAGACAACUUCAGCGGGCCAGCUGGAGAACAACAAUUUUGAUGACGUAAAUAAAAGCAAGAUUGUUGUUAAAAAGAAACCAAAGCAGUUAAAUCCAUUUCAUCUAAAAGUGGGUCAUGAAGUUUUAAGACAAAGGAAAAAUUGGUGGAAGGAUGGUCGUUUCCAGUCCGAAUGGGUUGGCCCUUGUGUCAUAGACUAUAUUACAGAAAGUGGUUGUGCUGUCCUGAGAGACAACACUGGGGCUAGACUUAAAAGACCGAUCAAAAUGUCUCACCUUAAGCCCUACGUGAGAGAAUCCACUGAACAAGACAGUCUGUAUCUCUUACAAGGUUCAGUAGUAGCAGAUCAUGACUACAUCGGGUUGCCUGAAAUUCCACUUGGAGCAUACCAAGCAAAUAUUCUCGUAGAAGAUGCAACUAUUGCUGUAGUUGACAAUGAAUUACUAACAUCAACCAAGGACCGUGAACUAUUAGAAUAUAGAAAUGCUAAAGUCUCUCCACUGAUAGAAGAUCGUGGUACUCUUGACAAACAGACUUUCAGUCUGUUGGAUUCUUCAAAUCAAGUCCUUGAGUACUUAAGUUAGUAAAUACCAAAAUUUAUUUAAAAUGUUUGUUUAUAAUGUGUAAACCGUUGAAUCUUGAUAUCUCAUCUAUCAGAAAAAGUUGUGUAGAAGUGACUUGACACACUCUUGAUAACUAAAUCCUGAUGUUUAUUUUAUAACUAUUUAUUUAUCUAAAGUUGUGACCAUGUUUGAAUGUCAAUGCAUAGAUAUACAGGCAGAGGAAGCAUAACAUAAAUAGAAUUCAGUUCUUCUAAAAAGAGAAUAGGCAAAGCGUACUUGCUUCUUAGGAAGUAAAUUCUUGUUCAAAACUCCUAAAUCUUUGAUAUCUGUAUUGUGUUUCAGUUUUAAUUUUUAUGGAAUGCCCGCCCUCUGCCCCAGUGGCAUAGUGGUUAAGAGCUAUGGCUGCUAACCAAAAGGUAGGCAGUUCGAAUCUACCAGGCGCUUCUUGGAAAUCGUAUGGGGCAGUUCUACUCUGUCCUAUAGGGUUGCUAAGAGUCGGAAUUGACUUGACAGCAGUGGGCUUGUGUAAGUAAAUUCCAGCUCCCUACAAUGGGAUUAAUUUGAAUCAGCCAUAACAAUGAAUUAAAUGAAACUCCCCUAUGUGUCAUUAAAGCUUGUAAAAAUAAUCUUGUAGGAAAAAAUUCAGGGUUGUCUAAGGGAACCUUACAAGAUAUUGGUAAUUUCACCUUUUUAGAUAAGGAUUAAGGUCUAAAAAGGUCUGGAGCUGUAUUAUUGGUUUGAAACAGGUGUUCAUUUCCAUAAUAUAUACUAAAGCCAAAAGCAUCAGUUAAUGAGAAUUUUCUCUGCAAUCUUGAAAAAAGAAAGUAAUGAUAAAAAGCUGACAUCAAAGAUUUUAAAUAAUUUUUAUGAUAUUCCUAACUUUGUUCAACAAAUAUUUCAUGUAGAGUACUACGAAGAAGCACUGUGGGAAAAUAAAAAGAUGAGUCAAAUGUGUACCUGAGCUGUGGGAGAAAGAUGUGGCAGUCAGCUUCUGUAAAGAUCACAGCCUCAGAAGCCCUAGGAAUCAGUUCUACUCUGUCCUUUAGGGUUGCUAUGAGUCAAAAUAGACUUGAUGGCAGUGGGAUUUUUUAAGACAUGUACAACACAAAUUAGAAGUUAGAAAGUGCUAAAUUCCAUAAGAGAAGUACAGAUAAUGUACUUAUAAACCAGCUGCCAUCAAGUUGAUUCCAACUACUGGCAACCCAUGUGUUUCAGAGUAGAGCUGUGCUCCAUAGGGUUUUCAAGGGUAUGGACUUUCACAAGCAGAUCACCAGGCCUGUCUUCUGAGGUACUUCUGAGUUGGUUCUAACCUAGUUACACAUUGCUGAUAGGUCUGAGGCUUCUUUUAGAGGUGACAACAAUGUCCUAAAGUUAGAUAGUGGUGAUGGUUACACAGUCUGUGAAUAUACUGAAAUCCACUGAAUUACGUGCUUUAAAGGGCGAAUCCUAUGGUUUGUGACUUACAUCCCAAUAAAUCUGUAAUAAAAAGAUUCUAAACCACAGUUAAAACAAAAGAACAACAGAACUGGCCACACAGCCACAUCUGAUUCCAUGGGAGAGGUAAGUACGGUGUUAACCAUAUUCCUGGAAGGAAGAGAACCAGAAUAUUGGUGGAACUUGUAAUAACUGGCACACUCAUUAACAAGUUUAAUAUGUCAUUUGAUUUGCUCCAUGGAUGAAGCAGUAGAAAGGUCAGUGUAGAGAUACUAAAGCCAUAUUCUUGGUAUGGACCAUGUUUAGAACCUUAGAACCUAUUACUUUCCGUGUGUGAAAGAUCGACUCCAGUCACAUUUUAUUCACUGUCCCCUCCAGUUCUUAUUUGUUCCAGCCUGGAUGCCUUUUGCACUAGGUCUGUCCAUACCUUUGCCUAGAACGUGGUGCUCCUCUUUUUCAAAGUAGAGCUAAGGCACACUCUGUAAAGCCACCUGUGACCUGAUGAGAUUUCCAUGCUUAUUUGUGGCAUCUUUUUAAUAAAUUCUAUUAAUGGCCAUUUAUGAUAAAAUUUAUUUUUACUCCCUGAUAAAUUGUCAGUAUAAGCUAUUCAAACUAAAUGUUGGUUUUAUUACUGAAAUCUCGGGAUCCUAAUGCAAAGAUUUCGAAUGAAGAUUUUAAGUAAACAAAUACACACAAAACAAAGUACCCACAGAUUUUUAACCACAUGCACACAAACACAGACACUUGUCUCUGAUGUUUGCAGGGCCCUGUCAAGAGGGAAAAUGGAGGUCCACAUAACGUAUCUAAAUAUUUAAAAGUUGUAAAUCAAGCUAACAAACUCUCUAACUUGGCAAAUAUACCUUAAGGCUCCUAUUUAGAAUUCUUGGACUCCUCAGAGCCCUGCACUAGUGAGUGAUUCUGCAGGGAGAGCUGGUCUCCUCAGACCCCGGCCCAGCCCUUUGCCUCACCCCGUCUACUCCUAGGGUUACCCAGCCACAGUCUACACAGAUGCACCUCUUGAACCCGAGGUCUGGGCACUCCAGCUACCCGUCCCCCACUCCAGGGGACAUACCAGGAAGGCCCUGGAAGAGUUGGAAUGUGGGUCCAGGUAGGCACAUCCCUGGGUCCUGAGUCUCUUCACCCCACCACGAGGUGGGUAGCUGGAGCAGGACAGAGUUCAGCCCUCAAGCAAGGGGCCCCUGUUUAAAGAGAGGUUUUUUAUAAAUGUGCUAAAAAUUUGACUGAGAAAAAUCUGGAAAUGUCUUUAUGAUGUUUUGUAUGCCCCCUUGUGGUAUUUUUAUAAGCACUUGAAAACACAAUAUACAAGUGGAGAUGCUGUGCUAAAGGAAAAAUAUAUUUUGAAUGAGAAUAA
Molecule: messenger RNA, 4602 nt
Organism: Loxodonta africana (African savanna elephant)
Lineage: Eukaryota; Metazoa; Chordata; Mammalia; Proboscidea; Elephantidae
Gene: GIN1
Product: gypsy retrotransposon integrase 1
Exons: 8
Coding region: 249-1817 (522 amino acids)
Biological process (GO): DNA integration
Molecular function (GO): nucleic acid binding
Source: RefSeq, a predicted model, not a curated record